AUGGCUUUGAACGAGAAACCCAUUGUUCUGUAUCACUAUGAGAACUCGCCGUAUUCCCGAAGAGUGUCGUGGUAUCUUGCUUUAAAGGGAAUCAAGUACCAGCAAUGCAUCCAGCCUCGCAUCAUGCCCCGUCCAGACAUUCACCGUCUGGGCGUGAAAUACAGACGCAUCCCCAUUCUCACCAUAGGCAGAGACGUGUACCUCGAUACGCGACACAUCCUCACAAAGCUCAGUAACCUACCCCCAGGACGAGACAACGUUCGUCUAUCAACCGCUACUACUCCUGAACAGAGGGCGUUGCAGCAUCUGCUCAACGUGUACGUCAUGGACACCGGCUUCUCGAGAACAGUGGUGCAGCUCGUGCUAUACAGCCACAAGGGUCUGAACGACCCGGCCUUUGUCAAAGACCGCGCCGAAUUGAUCGGCAGCAGCACGUUUUGGCCGCGGGAGAAUUUGGAGGCGAUGAGGCCGGAGGCGAUUCGCAGGGUACAGGACGGAUUCGACUUUUUGGAGAAGACGCUGUUGAGUGAUGGGAGGAAGUGGCUUCUUGGUACGGAGGGGCCGAGUUUGGGGGACAUUGAGAUUGCGUGGGCGUUUCUGUGGUUGGAGAGGGUGCCGGGGGCGAUGCCGGAGGCGUGGUUCUCCAAGGAGAUUUUUCCGAGGGUGUUUUCUUGGAUGGAGAGGUUUAGGGGGUUUGUUGAGGAGGCGGAGAGGGAGUUGGGGGAGAUUGAGACGUUGACUGGGGAUGAGGCUGCCGAGGCGAUUCUUGGUUCGGAGUAUCAUGAGGCUGAGGGGAGGGUGGAUGAGAGUGAUGCGUUGGUGAAGCAGUUGGGGUUGAGCAAGGGGUGCUUGGUGACGGUCUGGCCGACGGAUACGGGGGUGAAUCAUAAGGAGGUGGGAAGGUUGGUGAGUGUUGGUGGGAAGGAGGCUGUUGUUGAUGUUGAGGCGGAGGGGGGAGGGACGGUGAGGGUACAUGUGCAGAGGCAUGGGUUUGCGGUUGCGCCGGUUGAGGAGUAG
Trichoderma reesei QM6a is the source of this 1017-nucleotide messenger RNA. RefSeq lists its product as uncharacterized. The transcript has 2 exons. The record is from RefSeq and is a predicted model, not a curated record. Lineage: Eukaryota; Fungi; Ascomycota; Sordariomycetes; Hypocreales; Hypocreaceae. The coding region runs from base 1 to 1017 and encodes 338 amino acids.